AUGGCUUUCUUUCGCACCCAACUUGAUACCAAGUUCCGAAAAGCUCUCAUCCAGAGGAGUCGCGUCAAGAGAGGAGGCUAUGCGGUUGGUGAAUUGGUGAGUUUCUAUCGCAUCGAGAAGGUUGCAACGAAGAGAGGGUCAUGGAGAGGCCCAGCAACUAUCAUCGGCACUGAAGGAGGGAACUGGUGGGUUUCUUUCGGGGGUCGUUGUCAUCUUGUUGCUGAAGAACAUUUGCGUCCUUCAUCACCGGAGGAAGUGGGGGACAUUCUAUCCUCAAAGAUUGCACGUGACGACCUCGAAAAGCUCCUGAAUCUUGACCCUGAUGACCCGGAAACCUAUCAUUCCAGUGAUGAGUACGAACCUUCCGAGGCACCCGACCCUCAUGGACAAGAUCCUGGCCAAGAAUUUCCUGUUCUUCCCGAUGAAGAGAUGGCCGAGGACAUGGAGUUCUCGCUUGAGCUUGAGGGUGGGGAUUCCAAUGACACUUCGGGGAUUCUUGACAGGGCUACAGGCAGUGAACGUAGACAGCUUGAGCAGCCGAAUCCUUCUGGUCCCGUUCGUAAAAGGGUACGUCAAAAAGCUCCUCAAUCCAAAGAACAUUCAGUGCACAUGAUGAAGCGCUGUCAGACUGACAGAGCUUUGGAGAAAGCUUUGGAGAAGGAGAUUCCGUGGAAGCUGGUGCCCGAGUCGGAGCACGAAGCUUUUAGGUCUGCAGAGGACAAACAAAUCCGAGAACACCUGGAUCACAAGGCCCUGGUCCCCUUGAGCAUCGAAGAGUCACAGCGAAUCCAGAACGAGAUUGAUCCAUCACGGAUACUUAAUUCCAGGUUCGCUUAUCGAGACAAACAUUGGUCAAGGCGGAAGUUAGACCCUACGGUUCCUUGGAAACACAAAGCACGACUGGUAGUGUCAGGGCAUCGUGAUCCAGAUGUCAAGUACCUCGAGACGGAUGCCCCAACGAUCAAUCGCCUUACAAUCCUGACACUGCUCCAGGUUUUGGCGAGCCGAAGACGCUCCCACGACUGGGAGGCCUCAGCCGGGGACAUUACGGCUGCAUUCCUCAAUGGUGAUGACAUGGAGAGAGUCCGCAUCAGGGUUGAAGGAGAAGAAUGCUUCUUCGAGCAGUGCCCCUUGGAUCCAUGCUUGUUCCAAUUGGUUUCAGAUGGGAGCCGUGUUCCCAGGGCUUAUGUUGGAGUCCAUGUCGAUGACCUCUUGGUCGUUGGUCCUCGGUCUCUCUCCAAACUCAUCCGCGAGACCCUGUCGAGUACUUUUCCGGUCGAUGACUGGGAGAUUGACGACUUCGACUACAUAGGGUCCCAUGUGCAGGUGACUGAUGAGGGGGUCUUUGUCAGUCAGGAACCGUACGCCAGCUCGAGACUCUUCGAGCUCUCGAUCGAGAAGGGGCAAAAUGAUCUGGAUCUUGCCUCGGACGAACAGCGCAUCGACAAUCAGUCCCUGAUCGGCGCGCUCUCCUGGCUCGGCGGUCAGUCCAGACCGGACCUACAGUGCUCAGUAUCCUUGGCACAACAGUGUCAAAAGAAUCCCACUGUUGAGGACCUGAAGUUCACCAACAAGAUUGCCAAAAGAGCUUGGGAGCACAAAGACAAAGGAAUCUGGCUUCGUCCCUUAGAUCUGGGAUCUCUGGAAUUCUUGAUUUAUCAUGAUUCAGCGUGGGCAAACGCCCUUCUGGAGGGCGAAGACGGCUUCAUUCUUACGCCUGGAGACCAUGAGUUGGGGUUCAUGAAUGAGGGACCCUACCAGCACAAUGAGCGGAAAGCGAAGAAGGCCAACUCCCGCGUUGCAAGUCAGAUGGGCAUUCUGGUGGUGCUGUCGGAUGCUUCUCAAGUAAAUCAGGGUGGAGGA
Messenger RNA from Symbiodinium sp. CCMP2456, 1863 nucleotides. The record is from the annotation of a GenBank genome assembly. NCBI's taxonomy places the organism in Eukaryota, Dinophyceae, Suessiales, Symbiodiniaceae.